AUGGCCGCGGCGGACGGCGGGCUGAGGCGGCUGUUCGAGAAGCCGCUGCCGGAGAACCCGACGCUGCUGGAGGCGCUUUCGGCGUGGAACCGCAAUGUCCACCACCACCACCACCCCAGCAACAAGCCCAUCGUCGACACGGCGUCCAUCACGGAGAUCUUCGGCGAGCUCCACUUCCAGGAGAAGCCGCAGCAGCCGGACCACCGAGGCGCCGCCGCCGUCCUCCUGCCGCCGCCGUCGCCGCCGCCGCCGCGGUCCCCUCCUUCGCGCACGCCGUCGUGGCUGGACAUCGCGGCGGAGGCCGAGAAUAAGAGCAAGGACGACUCGUCGCUGGACGCGCUGCUGAGGCCCAAGCCGGCGGCCACCGUGGCCACGGUGAAGAGGAGCGCGAGCUUCUGCGCCAAGAAGGGCUCCUCGUCCGCGUCGCUUCUGCUCUGCACCGAGGGGCUCGGCUACGAGAGCACCGUGGAUGCCGACGACAUGUUCAAGGACGGCGACGCCGAGGCCGAGGCCGCCGCGCUCAAGGGCACAGUCGAGACGGCGCCGGCGGACGGCGGAGACGACGCUGUUGCGGACGCCACCAGCGCCGGCGCCGCGGAGAAGGCGAAGGAGGAGGAGAGGCAGCCCAAGACGUUCCCGCCGCCGAUACGGUCCAUCGGGCGCGGCGGCAAGCCGUACGUGUGCUUCCGGUCGUUACGGGAGGACGGCCGGUUCGUGCUGCGGGAGGUGGUGAUCCCCGGCAAGGAGCUCCUGCAGGCCACGCGCGAGGGCGGCCGGCUCAGGCUGCAGUUCGCGGCCGCCGCCGCCGCCGCAGCCGGUGUGAGCCUCGACGAGGCGGUGCACGGAGGUGACGACGACGACGACCACCGUGGCAAGAACUCAUGCAUUGAUGCAUAG
Molecule: messenger RNA, 897 nt
Organism: Miscanthus lutarioriparius
Lineage: Eukaryota; Viridiplantae; Streptophyta; Magnoliopsida; Poales; Poaceae
Source: the annotation of a GenBank genome assembly